This is a messenger RNA of Pocillopora meandrina, 3832 nucleotides long. The record is from the annotation of a GenBank genome assembly. Lineage: Eukaryota; Metazoa; Cnidaria; Anthozoa; Scleractinia; Pocilloporidae.
AAUAUGGCGGUCACAGGUGUAGGGCAAAUAUCACUUUCCUCACGAAAAUUUGCCAUUCUCGGUGGAGGAAUAUCUGGCCUAGCCGCCGCUUAUCACCUACUGGAUAAAGUGAAAGACCCGAGUAACAUAACAGUUCUUGAAUCUAGCGAGAGAGUUGGGGGAUGGAUGCAAAGUUGCUCUACGGAGAACGGGGCUGUUUUCGAGUUAGGCCCGAGAAGUAUUAGGCCCGCAGGCAAUGCCGGGAGAGCAACCCUUAAAAUUGUAAGUAGAAUUCAUAUGAGGGAAAAUUUCUCACGAGUGUGUGUCACUCGUGGUCGCUUUUUGUUUUUAUGCUCAACUGAAGUCCUAUAUUGGAGCAGUAGCUCCACAAUUCAUUGGGGGUGAUUUAGGGACCAGUCGUAUUUAAAAGGGGGGAGGGACAGGGCUAAUGCAAAAUUGUAUAUCCCUUGUUUACUUUAUCCUAACCCGCCUUUUCGUGAGGCACUUGUAGUUAAGUGCUUUGUUAGAUAUUAGGGGUAUUUUACCUUAUGUUUUGUUAUGCCGGAAUCAUUGAAUACUUGUAGAAAUUUAUAUGCCUACCCCCCAAUCUUUUUAUCUUUGCAUAAAAAUUGGCGACCUACCAACUUUCUCCACCAGCCCUUCCUCCUUCUAAAUCACAAAAGGUCCCUUAGAGGGUACUUUCUCUUUGGUGGGAAGGGGUCACUCGAUUCAUGUUCACAAAAUGAUCUUUCUUCUGUACUUUUUGAACAGGUUCAUGAUCUGGGCUUGGAGAAAAAUGUUCUCUCAGUUUCUUCAAGUCAUCCUGCAGCAAGGAGCAGAUUUAUAUACUCUCGUGAAAAACUGCAUCAGCUUCCCUCUGGAGUUAUAUCAAUAAUAAAAAGACAAUCUUUGUUUUCUAAAUCAUUACUACCUACUAUAAUUAGAGAACCAUUUGUGAGAAUAAAGCAAGAUCAUGAGGAUGAAAGCAUUUAUAAUUUCUUCAAAAGAAGGAUGAAUGAAGAGGUAUGUGCAUUUACUAGUUUUCAUUUGUCACAAUGUAUUUUAAUGUAAAUGUUUGAUCUGUGAACAAAGGCUGUUGCAAAUUCUUUGAUUUUAGUUGAUUUAUCGCAGGUGAAUUUGCCCAAAAUGUCAACUCAAUAUCAGUAGAAUCACUUUGGAUAUUUGUCAUGAUUGGCUUAUUGUGUUUGCUUUUCUGUGGUUUCAAGGUAGCGGAGUAUCUCAGUGAUCCACUCUGUAGAGGCAUCUUUGCUGGUGACUCUCGUUUGCUGAGCCUUCAGUCAUGUUUUCCUGCUGUGCAUCAGUAUGAGAAUCAACAUGGUUCCAUAAUCAAAGGAGCUUUCUUUACAAAAGAAGGUACCUGCGUUUGCAUUUCAGAGGGAAGGUCUUCAGAAUUUAGUAGAAGCAACCCUCUUCUAAAUGUGGUUGAACCAUGUCAUUCUUAAAAUUGAAGAGCUUUUAACUAACCUCAUAAACUUUUAACCCUUUACACCCUAACAUCAACAUGCACAUUCUCCAUACUGUUUUCUUUACAUUUCCCAAUGUGCUGGCAAGGAGAAUUUGUUUAAGGUUCUUCAGCUGAGUAUCAUUUCUUUUAUCCACUUGACCUUAAUGUUUGAUUCAGUAGUGAUAGGGUAUUGAAAGGAGAAAGCUAGUCACUCUCAGGGAUUACAGGGUUAAGGUCACUCCAUAGUGUUCCAUUGCACAUCCUUCCUGUGCAUAAUUUCACAUGUAACUAAGGCGCACAUUAAAAAAUGGAUGUUUUUUUGGAGCUCACUGGAGAGGUAUAUGUAACUCAUCAGUUUUUCUCCAACAAGCAUGGUGACCUAUCUUUAUUUUCUGUCUUGGAAUUGAGCUAUGUCUCUCUUCCUGUAAAAUAAAUAUAAAGGUAAGCAAUUCUCAUAGGUUAGGAAUGGAAAUGAUUGAAGUAGAUUGCAAAUGAAAAAAUGAAAUGUCCUCCAUUCAUUUUAGUCUCCGACCCCUCUGUUAUGAGUCCAUUGGCAAUGAGGGCUAAAGAAGAACAAUGGAGCACUUGGUCGCUCAAGGGCGGUUUGCAGACACUAUCUGACAAACUACUUGAAGUAUUAAUACAGCGGGGAGUGAACGUCAAAAUGACCUCACCUUGUACAGCUGUGAAUUUUAACCCUGACGGCAAACUGAGAGUAGCAUGGCCCCAUGAGGAGCUAACAGUAGAUCACGUGAUGAGCGGCAUACCAGCUGAGAGUCUCGCAACUAUUUUACCCGAAGACUGCCUGGAAUUAACAUCGGAGUUGAAAAAUAUAAACAGUACAACAGUAGCUGUGGUCAAUCUUGAGUACGAAGGAAAUGUAGUGCCCGUGGAGGGGUUUGGGUAUUUAGCUCCUUCCUCUGAACCAUUGAAAGUUCUCGGGAUUAUCUUUGACUCCUGCGCCUUCCCUGAAAAUGAUCGACCCGGAGGAAAAACUACACGAUUAACUGUAAGUAAGCCAAGUUGUUCAUAACAAAAGAUCCUUUUAAAGUAUCCACGUUCAGUAUACCCCUAAAAAGACCGAUUUGAAAUUGAGUGAAGAAAGUGGUUCAGGUUACUUCGGUUUCACUUCGCUACGCUCUUGUAAUUUGUUCAGAAAACCUUGUGCCUCUUUUGAAACCAAGAAAAUACAUAUUUAAGUAUCGACUUUCAGUAUAAUCGUACAAAGAGCAAUAUUUUAUUGAGUGGCAAAAGAGUGCCUUGGUUAACAGCAUAACAGGUCGGGGCUCGAACCUGGACUUCUCGUUCCAGAGUCCAGCGCGCUCCCGCAGACCCCUGUGUCUCUAAUUGUAAUUAUUGUAAUUAUAGUAAAAAUCCUAGUAUUACUAUAUAGUUAUAAUUAGUAUUAAUUUAUAGUUAUAAUGAUAACGAUGAUGAUAAUGAUACCACUUCUACCAAUAAUAACGAUAAUAACAAUGAACCUGACUCGUUUCGUUUCUGUUCCCUAUUUCAAUUCCAUCCCUUUUCUGUCGACUUUCAGGUCAUGAUGGGAGGUCACUGGUUCAAUUCCUUAUUUGGAGAUCCUAACUCAGUAGACCCCAGUCAUCUACAAGACGUUGCGGAAGAAGCUGCCGAAAGAACGCUCGGCAUCCGAACUAAACCGACGAGUUGUUUGACCACUGUGCAACAUGACUGUAUACCUCAGUACACCUUGGGUCAUUCUUAUCGUUUAAAAAACAUUUUCGACUUCAUUGAGAAACGCAAGUUACCUCUUUCUCUGAUCGGAUCAUCAUAUAAUGGUGUUAGCGUAAAUGACUGUAUUUAUAAUGCUCAGCGCGCUGUAGAACGAAUUUUGGCAGCGAAUUGAUAAAGGUUCGAACUCUAGUUAGCAAAUAUCGUAGACUACCUCGUAGAGGUAGGUUCAUCGUAGUACAUCGUUGUAGUCUGGUUUUGUAUGAUUCUGCAAGUGUGAAUGAAACCAAACGCAUAAAUGUCGUUUGGACAGUGAGGUACUAAGCCGAACCCACGAAAAAACAAACCAAGUUUCUUUUCUAGCACGACGCACCUUGUCUCGUGCCAUUCUCUUAUCCACUCAAUCCACUGUAGCAGAAAGCUAUCGCCUAAUGUUAGUAAAGAAAAGAGGGUUGACGGUCCACAAAUACUAUCUUUGCCGAUAAUAUUUUUUUCUUGUCACUACUGGUCUAGACAACAAGGUCAUAAGUCAGAGUUCGACAAAAAGAAAUCUGGGUUUCAGAAUUUUCCCGGGGAUGGUAUGUGAAGUACUCGUUUGAGAUCAUUUUUAUGGACAGAACAUUUAAGCAAUUGAUGAUAAAUAAAUGGAUACAUAUUUUGUUUAAUACAUUUAGAAGGCGUAGCCAUGCGAUCAUU